AUGGCUCAACAACAUCAAGCGUCACCCUGGGAGGGUGUCAUCUCGGGUACGACGGCGGCCAUUCUGGCUAGUGUGAUUGUAUACCCUCUUGAUAUUGUUAAAACCCAGUUACAAGUUCACGUUCAACGACAGAAACAGCAAGAUGCCAACGAUCGAGAAGAACAAACCGACACAUCAGAAAAUCCUACAGCCUACGCUCAUCAUGACAACUUCAUCGAUGCAAUCAGCUACAUACUUCGCGAAGAAGGUAUUCUUGGUCUAUACAGUGGCUUGGGAAGUUCAAUCCUCGGCACGGCGUCAAUGAACUUUGCCUAUUUCUACUGGUCAACAACCGCGCAAAGCUUACAACAAUCAGCAUGGCGCAAAUAUGGAAUCUCCGACACAAACAGUAUCGCCAAGGAGCUGGGUCUAGGCGCAAUUGGUGGUGCAAUGGCCCAACUAUGCACAAACCCAAUCGCAGUGAUAUCUACACGGCAGCAAACCCGGAAAGCAACUGAUCGGCAACGAUCAAUGUGGGAGACAAUGGUGGAAAUUAUCCAGAGUGAAGAUGGCUGGACCGGACUUUGGAGAGGCUUCAAGGUCAACUUGAUCCUUGUUAUCAAUCCCAUGAUUACAUAUGGUGUUUACCAAUGGUUGAAGGGGGUUCUACUUGGACUGAAGAAGACAAAGGGACUUGGAUCUGCUGAUGCUUUCUUGCUCGGCGCUUUAUCAAAAGUUCUAGCGACCAUCACCACGCAUCCGCUAAUCGUUGCUAAGACAAUGCUGCAAUGCAAACCGCCAGAUUGUCGGAAUGGUAAACCGUUCUCGGGAUUUACCGAAGUUCUUGUUUAUAUUGUCAAGAAUGAAGGCCUCCUGAGACUAUACAAGGGCUUGGCGCCGCAGAUUAUCAAGGGCUUUUUGGUCCAAGGGUUGAUGAUGAUGUUGAAAGAACGGACUGAGAUUUUGAUCAGAAGAGCAAUACUACUUAAUAGAAAGCAGCGGCUGGCUUCUCUGAAGUAA
This is a messenger RNA of Penicillium roqueforti, 999 nucleotides long. RefSeq lists its product as uncharacterized. The coding region runs from base 1 to 999 and encodes 332 amino acids. Lineage: Eukaryota; Fungi; Ascomycota; Eurotiomycetes; Eurotiales; Aspergillaceae. The record is from RefSeq and is a predicted model, not a curated record. The transcript is spliced from 4 exons.